Messenger RNA from Salvia hispanica, 4211 nucleotides. The record is from RefSeq and is a predicted model, not a curated record. NCBI's taxonomy places the organism in Eukaryota, Viridiplantae, Streptophyta, Magnoliopsida, Lamiales, Lamiaceae.
UGGGUCUGGCACCAGCCAAGCCUCCGCGGGAACGGCGGCUUGGCCAAUGCUGGCUCCGUCCCUGCGCACAUAUAGCUCAUGGAUAGGACCUACGCCUUCUAAAUGCAUAGUGUCCAGUUCCAAUAUUUUUUCCCCAGUUUUUCUACUCUGCUGCUGACAAAGAAGCUCCAAGUGGCAGAAAAUUUAAAUUAAGGACCUGUUCUUCAUCACACGUUCCUUAUCUGUAUUUCCAUUUCUAUUAAUGUGCAUAUUUACCCUGUUCUUCAUCACACAUUCCUUAUCUAUAUUUCCAUUUCUAUUGACUAUACAUUUACUUUGUUCUUCAUCACACCUUCCUUAUCUAUAUUUCCAUAUCUCGUCUCCUUUAUUCCUUCUUUCAUAUCUGUGCAUUGGCCAAACAAUCAGAGGUUGGAACCGUUGCAAUGGCAGAGGCAGUGGUGUCGAUUGCUCUUGAAACCCUCCGUGAUUUGCUAUUGGAAGAGGGAAGGUUUUUAGCUGGUGUGGGCGACCAAGUGAAGAAACUCGAGCGACAGCUCAGAGAGAUGAAGUGUUUACUCGAAGACGCUGAUAAAAGACGACAUCAAAGCAGAACCAUCUUCAACUGGAUCUCUGAGAUCAAAGAUCUCGUCUUCAGAUCCGAAGCUGCCAUUGAAAGACAUGCAGCUUAUCAAGUUUAUUCAAGGAGAAGAGGCCUCAGACAGUUCGUCCGCAAAUAUUCCUGCAUUUUGGAAGAUUGCUACUCACUCCACCAAUUAGGCUCCGAGAUUUCACAAAUUACCUCAAAUCUCGAGGGGAUAAGAGAGGUUAUGGACGGAAGAGGCAUAAUAAAAAGCAUAAGCACUAAUCCAAAUGGAGAGGGUGGAAGCUCGGGUGGAAACAACAUGUCAAGGAAGAGUUUCCCCAAUUUGGAGAUGGGAGAUUGCUUCCUAGGCAUGGAGGAUGAGCUGAAGCAGCUUGUUCAUCACCUAGGGAAAGACACGGAGGAUCGAAUUAUAUCAGUGUGGGGAAUGGGAGGGUCAGGCAAGACCACAAUUGCCAAGAAGCUCUACAACGAGACGACCGACUUUGAUCGGUCGGCGUGGGUUUGCAUUACUCAGCAAUGCGAGAGUCGAUCAGUUUGGGAGGAAGUUCUAAGGCAGCUAGAAAAUCCACAAAAGAAGAAAGGUGUUUCAGUCCUGAACGAUGAGCCACGAGUAGUAAGGGCGGAGGUUCCAAAUCUGAGCAACUCAGUAUAUGAUAGACUAUGUGAUAUACAAAGAGAGAAGCGAUGUCUCAUUGUUUUGGACGAUCUUUGGGAACUUUCUCAUUGGGUGGAGUUGAAGCAUCCAUUCGUUGUCCAAGAUUUGCAGAGUAAAAUAUUGGUGACAACACGGGAACAAAAGGUUGCAGUGAUUGGAUUGACAGUGAAACAUGGGCUCUUACAUUUGGAUGCUGCUUUGGAACUACUCAAAAACAAAGCAUUUUAGCAUGGAAAUAUUCCAGACUUUGCAUUGGCAGAAAGAUUUGAAAAAAUUGGGAAAGAAAUGUUACAAAAAUGUGGUUACUUGCCAUUGGCAAUUUGUUUACUCGGUGGGGUUUUGAGAGAGAAAAAAUCGAUUGUUGAGUGGGAAUCAGUAAAUGAGCACAUCAAAGCAGCCAUAUAUGGAGUUGAAGAGCAGAUUGAUGGAGUGCUGAAUUUAAGCUAUGAAAGUUUACCCUAUUAUUUGAAGCCUUGCUUUCUCUAUUUGGGUAUCUUCAACGAGGAUGAAACCAUAGGUGCUUUGGAACUAUAUACCAUGUGGAUAGCACAAGGCAUGAUUUCAUAUGAGAAUAUUGGAGAAAAGGAGGACACUUUAAUUGACAUCGCUGAGCUGUACUUAAGUGAGUUAGCCUCCAGGUCUAUUGUUCAAGUUGAAAUUUAUUAUGAUUAUGAUGUCUCAAGCAGAAACAAUAACUAUGUUUGAAAUUGGGAAAAAGGGAGCAUUUUGGUGUGCAGAGUUUGGAGUAUAAAGGUGGGAAACUUAGUACCUUACUACAGGAAGCUACAACAUCUGGCAAUCGAUUUCAGAAGUGAAGUCGAGCAUGAGCUUAUAGUUGCUUGUGGAGAAGAUACUAGGGAGCAUAUAAGGUCUAUUCGAUUAUCCAAUGUCGUAGGAUCAGAUGUUGUUGAGUUUCCCCCACAAAGUAUAAUUGAUUUUCAGAAAUUCAAAUUUCUGAGAGAUCUAGUUAUCCUGAGAUUCAAAUUUGCGGCGGGAAAGUUACCGAGAGGAAUCACUAAACUUGUUCACCUUAGACGUUUGUGUUUAGAAGAAUGUGAACUUGAUAAGCUACCGUCAUCCAUGAGGAAUUUGGUAUACUUGGAUACCCUUGAUUUAACACUUUCAUGGGAUGUUGAAGUUCCAAAUGUUUUUAAAGAGAUGUUGCGAUUAAAACACUUGAUACUUCCUUUCUAUGGAAAUGAAAAUGCUGGAAGUUAUCGAGUAAGAUUGGAUGAGGGAGUAGACAAUUUGGAGACUCUACUAUACUUUCAUAGCAGAUGCCAUGAACUUAAAUGUAUGGACCGAAUGAAGAAUCUCAGGAUUUUUGGAGCAAGUAUACACGAUAAUGAAAGCUUGUCAGCUAUCAUGAAUGUCAUUAUGAACUGGAACAAGAUACGGGAAUGUACUAUUCUCAUUGUAGGAAGUUGCGACUUAACAAAUGAGCGAAUGCUGGAGAAGGCUUUGACUUGUCCCAAUCUUUAUGAUUUGCAUAUUUAUUCAAAAAUAGGGAAGGAGCUGGCAGAGUGCGGGAGUAAUUUGUUGAGCUCGAAACUUAGGUGUUUGGAUCUGAAUGAUUGUGAGAUUGAGGAUGAUCCAAUGGGGAUACUGGGAAAGCUUCCUUGGCUGGCAAAACUGGAAUUAUGUCAGAAAUCAUUUGUUGGGGAGGAGAUGACAUGCCCAACAAACAGCUUUCUUCGCCUCAAGAUCCUAGCAUUAAGAGAAUUACCAGCGUUAAGGGAGUGGAGAGUGGAGGCAGGAGCAAUGCCCCUUCUCUCUGAAUUAACGAUCGAAGAGUGUUAUUGCCUGGAGAUGGUUCCAAAGGGAUUAUGUGCCAUUUCUACCCUUCAGACUCUCGUAAUUGAAAGAAUGCCAGAACUGAGUAAAAGGAUAUCACCAUCUGGAGAAGAUUUCCAUGAAGUUUGCCAUGUGCCUUCAAUUCUUAUCUCAUUUCUCACAUUUCCUUUCUUCAAUUUUGAUGUGAACACCCCCUAAAUUGCAAUUUUUUGGAUAGUAAACCACAUAAUAAGUUCAUGCGACAAAUUAAAGUAGUGUGUUAUGCCAAAAUUUUGUAAAUUCUUUUUUCCUGUUAAGUUAGGCAUGCAUGAUUACUUUUUUUUCUUGAAAUUGCUAUAAAACCAAAACACAUCUGUCUCCUAAUUUUUUUGGUGCCAUGUAUUCGCAAAUCACAACUAAUAAUCUUAUCUCUUUAGGGUAACACAAUUCUAAAGUUUCAACUGAGGUAAAUAUGUUGCCCGUCGUCACUAGAAACUAGCAUAAAGCAUUAUUUUCAAUAAAUUGCAAAGUUCUAUAUAGGAACACACAUUUUAAGUCAUUUUUAGUCAUAGAAUUCCAACAUAGAUGAGCUAUCUACCCUACCACAUUCAUGUCACAGAUUAAAAGUGGAGUAGUUAUAUAUUCCAUGUUCUUUUUAUUUUCAUUUUUCAUAUGAUUAAUCAUUUAAAAUUCUUACUCCUUGUUCCUGCUAAAUUAGGCAUAAUCACUGAAAAAAUGCAUGAUCACAAGAUGUUGAUUCAUCUGAGUCUUGAAAAUUAUUUGCCAAAAUAAAAUCGUAAACUCUAAUGCCGUCAUUAUGUUUUUAUUUUCAUUCAAUAGUAUCCAUAACUAGAGAACUCUUCUGUAUAUUAUUGCCGAUUUACAGGUUGAGCUUUAAUUCUUUGGAGAGUAAUGGAUUAUCACUGCCACUUUUGGUGCUCAAUGAAAACAGUUUACCUUUCUGUAAAGGCCACAUUCCUUGCUAAGGUUUUGUUGCAGCUCAACUCAUUGUAAGAUACUACUUACUCCUAGUAUAUGUGUAUGAAUUAAUAUUGAUGGUCUGUAAAAACUUAAAUGUUGGAAGCGGCAAAUUGUAUUGUGUCUGUGUUGAAUUUGAUUUGUGUUGAGUUGAAAUUUAUGGUAUGUAAUAACUCAAAUGUUGAAAGUGAAGAAUUGUAUGAUUGCGUUUGCCUGUUUGAA